Molecule: messenger RNA, 1266 nt
Organism: Menidia menidia (Atlantic silverside)
Lineage: Eukaryota; Metazoa; Chordata; Actinopteri; Atheriniformes; Atherinopsidae
Source: the annotation of a GenBank genome assembly
CUGUCCCCUGGGGUCCCGUUAACGGGGAGUCCAAACGCGCGUUCCGUGGCUCGGUCCGCAGAGGAGUCCUGGCUUUCUCCGUGGGGUCCUUCUGGGGCCCCCCCGGGGCGUCCGGCUCGUGCCCGCCGGCAGCUGCCCUUCAGGAACGAGUGGGCCCCCUGGAGCGGCUGGUCCCAGUGCUCCCGCAGCUGUGGGGGCGGAGCCUCGGUGCGCACGCGCACCUGCAUCACCAGGAACCCGGUUGGUGGACUUUGCUCCGGAGAUCCGAGACAAUACAAGAUCUGCAACACCAAGGAGUGCCCCCCCGGCUCGGAGGACUUCAGACAGAUGCAGUGUGCUGCCUUCAAUGACAGGCCUGUGGUGGCUGGGAACUCCUUCAGAUGGACCACUUUUCAUGGAGGCCCCGGCCCCUGGGGGCUCAGCUGCCUGGCCCUGGGACACAACUUCUACUACAACUUUGGUCUGGUUCUGGACGGCACGCCGUGCGGCCAGGAGCCCGGAGCGCUGUGUGUCCGGGGCCGCUGCCUGAAGCCCGGCUGUGACUCCAUCUUGGGCUCGGAGCAGCAGGAGGACGUGUGCAUGGUGUGUGGAGGACACAACACCACCUGCCUGCUCCACCGGAGUGUGUACCAGAGCACCGGCCUGGAGGCAGGAGGACCCUUUGGAUACAACGAAGUGGCCAUGAUCCCAGCCGGAGCCACCCACAUCCGGGUCACCGACAACAGCAGGAAUUACCUCGCUCUGCAGAAUGGCCGCGCCCAGUUCCUGAUCAAUGGGAACUGGAAGAUCAGCAUCCCGGGGGAGUACAGCGUGGCCGGGACCAAGCUUCUGUACCGGCGCUCGGCAGACACCUGGGAGAGCUUCGAGGUCCCCGGUCCCACCCAGGAGGACCUCCAUCUGAUGGUUCUGGCCACAGACAGAAACUCAGGGAUUGAGUACGAGUACUGGCUGCCUCCAGACCAGUACGCCCUCCACCACGGGAGGAGGAGCCCCCUGAGACAGGCCCACCACACCGCCAGCUACUUCCCCUGGAACCAACCCACCUCUCCACCCACCACCACCACCUCCAGGCCCGCUCCCAACACCCCCCGACCCCACUGGUGUAAGAGCUUUUUAGUCCUUCCUUUAGCCCUGAAACCACAGAGGACUCGGGCUCUGGCCCGGGCUCCGUCCAAUAUGGAGGGAAUUCUGAGUGGCUUCUCAGGUAAUUUCUCCCAGCUGCUGGAAAUCCAGCAAACAGAGCAGAUCCCGCUCUGCUGCCAGUAA